AUGUCUUCUCAUCCAAAAUACAGCUCCAAACUCCAAAAUGCCCGCAUCCUCAUCAUCGGCGGAUCCUCCGGCCUGGGCUUCUGCGUCGCAGAAGCAUGUCUCGAAUUCGGCGCCAUUGUCACUAUUUCCUCGUCCAACGAAGAGCGCGUGGCGGCUGCUGUGCAGCGGCUGGUGAGUGGGUGUUCGAGCACCGAGGCUAGGGUGUUUGGCGUGCGUGUUGAUUUGGGGGAUGCGGAGACGGUGGAGGAGGAGGUGAGGGGCCUGUUGGAGACGACAAGGGAGAGGAAUGGAGGGGAGAUGUUGGAUCAUGUUGUUUUUACGGCGGGGGAUAAAUUGGUGAUUGGGGGGUUGGGAGAUCUGACAAUGUCCAAAAUCCUAGCCGCGGGCCAAAUCCGCUUUUUCGCACCACUGAUCCUGGCGAAGUACCUGCCCUCGUACUUGAACUCGUCUUACAAGUCUUCCUACACCAUUACCACGGGCGUGGUCGCUGAGAGGCCCAUUCCGGAUUGGAGUGUGAUUGCCUCGUAUGCUGGUGGUCACCAUAGCAUGGUGCGUAAUCUGGCGCUCGACAUGAAACCCAUCAGAGUCAACGGGGUGAGUCCCGGGGCCGUGCGGACAGAGCUCUGGGGCGAUGAUGGAGAAGAGAUGAUGCGAGCGUUGGAGGAGAAGAUGACGACGGGGAGAGUCGGGGAGGCAGAGGAUGUUGCGGAGAGUUUUUUGGCGUGUUUGCGGGAUGCGAAUAUGAGUGGGGCAGUGGUGAGGACGGAUGGGGGACAGUCGUUGACGUAG
This is a messenger RNA of Plenodomus lingam JN3, 789 nucleotides long. RefSeq lists its product as uncharacterized. NCBI's taxonomy places the organism in Eukaryota, Fungi, Ascomycota, Dothideomycetes, Pleosporales, Leptosphaeriaceae. The record is from RefSeq and is a predicted model, not a curated record. Gene Ontology annotation, molecular function: oxidoreductase activity.